ACGAAGUCACAUAUGUCCACGUAUCUUCUGUUUGGGGGACAUUAUCGGCGUUUUUAGGGCGGUGUGGUGUGUUAGCUCCGAGUGUGACACGAAGUCACCGUGUUUUAACGUCCACUCGUGUCUGUAAAACCGACAGGAAGAGUGUGGGUGGUCGGUAAACUCCUACAACUUGAUACGUCUGUGAAGUUGUCAAUGAUUUAAAAGGGUGAUUGUGAAAUCAGCGUUUUGAAUGUGAGGUGUGAGUUAAUGUGGGGAGGCAGGCCAGCUGCAGAGCCUCAAAACCCCGAAAAGAAGAGGCGUUUUUACAGAGGAGAAGACUUGCAGAUGAGGGGAUCCCUGCAGCACUAAACUUCAGAUAUGGAUUACAAGCUUGUGUUUGCAGCCUUGGAGACAGUAUGCGAGGACAACGUUUCGAUCUUUUGUGGGCCUUCGGAAUUGCCUUACGGUGCUGUUGCCACGCGCCUGGUCACGUGUAGUAGGCAGAUUCAGGAGCACGGUCGAGCCCUGGAGCCGGUGGUCGCCAGCUUCGUUGCUGUGUACCACCAUUACGACUUUGACGCACAUACCCCAGGGAAUGGAUACCGCACAUUGGUCAAAGUCUUGCAGUCCUGUCUUUUGCACAUCAUUCACAAAGGCCGCUACAUCGCCUCAAACUACAACGGUGCCUUCUUCAGGGCGGACCACAAUGCCUCUGAGAUGGAGGCCUACUGCAGCGCUCUGUGCCAGCUGCGCGCCCUGCUCCACCUCGCCCAGCGGCUGCUCAAUGACAACGACUGUGGCCAGCUGUACUCCCUGCAGGACGGGGAUCUGAGCAGCAGGUUCGUGCAGGAGUACAGCUCCAUGCACAAAGCCUGUUUCUACGGCCGCUGCCUGGGCUUUCAGUUCUCUCCAGCUCUACGUCCGUUCCUCCAGACGAUUGUCAUAAGCAUGGUGUCAUAUGGAGAGACGUACGGUAAACAGCAGUCUGGCUUGGGUAUGGCCGCCCUCUCUCUCCUCACUUCAGGGAAGUACGUCAUUGAUCCGGAGCUGCGGGGCGCCGAGUUUGAACGCAUUACACAAAACCUGGACAUGCAGUUCUGGAAGUCCUUCUGGAACCUCACAGAGUCCGGCCUUAUAACAGGCUUCAACAGAAUAGCGUCCAGCCCAGUGCAAGUGAACUUAACUCUGACCAUGCCUCCUGUUGCCCUGCGCCUCCCUCUGGCCUCAGACCCUAGUCUGACAGCCACUGUGUCCCCUCCGUUAGCCCACUGGGGCCCUGGGCCAGUCCACGUACGUCUCAUCUCCCAUGAGAUCCGAGAAGGACAGGACAGUGAAGAGCUGCUGGCCUUGUCUAGCAGAGAUCCUCCUCCCAUCCCUGCGUCCCAGCUCCCCUGGGUGCAGAAGCAGCCUCGCUCGCCCUGGCUGAUCAUCCACAUCCAUGGAGGAGGAUUUGUGGCACAGACUUCCAAAUCUCAUGAGAACUAUCUUCGGACUUGGUCGAAGGAGCUGAACGUCCCCAUCCUCUCUGUGGACUAUUCUCUGUCCCCUGAAGCUCCUUUCCCCAGAGCGCUGGAGGAGUGUUUCUACGCCUACUGUUGGGCUCUGAAAAACUGUCACCUGCUGGGCUCCACAGCAGAGCGUGUGUGUAUGGCAGGUGACAGCGCCGGAGGAAACCUCUGCAUCACUGUGUCUAUGAAGGCCAUGUCCAGCGGCAUCAGAGUCCCCGACGGCAUCAUGGCUGCCUACCCCGCCACAUUGCUCACCACAGACGCCUCGCCCUCCCGUCUGCUCACGCUCAUUGACCCGCUGCUACCUCUUGGUGUUCUCGCAAAGUGCCUUAAUGCCUAUGCAGGUGCAGAUUGUCAGGCGGUGCAGCCUUCAGUGGGAAACGGCAGUCUGAGCUCUCUGGGUAGAGACACCGCCGUGCUGCUCAGCGAUCUCACCCAGGGAGCCUCUAACUGGAUCCAGUCCUUCCUGGACCCCGCUCGGACUUCAGGUGGAGCACGUUCACUGUCCCAGUCUCCGAGGAGGUCCCUGAACAACGCAACCCUCAAGACACCCGCUCCCAACUCCACACAGAACUGUGAAGAUCACGUGGAGUACCCAGCGGGCUUUCAGCCACUGCGCUCAGAGUGCCUGGCAUUCGUUCGCCCAACAUCCUGCCCCAUCAUCAAGAACCCGUUUGUGUCACCGCUGCUGGCUCCAAACGAGCUGCUGAGAGGCCUGCCGCCUGUACACAUAGUGGCCUCAGCUCUGGACGCCUUGCUGGAUGACUCUGUGAUGUUUGCCAAGAAGCUGCGAGACAUGGGCCAGCCUGUGAGUCUGACGGUGGUGGAGGACAUGCCUCAUGGCUUCCUCAGCCUUUCCCAGCUCUCCAAGGAGACAGAUGUGGCUUCAGCAAUCUGCAUGGAUCAAAUGAGGAGGAUCUUUCAGAGAGAAAACCCAACGCCUUCUCUUCGAAGACGGCCAGUGCUGCAAGAGACUUACAUCAGUAGCAAUCCUUCAGGAUGAUUUCACAGGCAGGCUUAGGACUUUUUUUUUUAUGCUGAAAUGAGAAACAUGAAGUAGAGGUGUUUUGAUACGAUGAUAGAUGAUAUUAGGAGGAGGGGGAGAUGCAAUAAAUGAAGGAAAAGGAAAAAGUCAGGAAGAAACAUCACAGACACACGAGGAAACUUAGGGAUGCUGCACUUCAAACCUUUAACGCACAAUAUCUAGGUAGGCAGCAAACAUUGAGAGAGCCAUUAAAACCUGUAACUCACCAAAACCAGCUUUAACAUGACCGGGCAAAGGAAAGAAUGAAGUAUUCUUCAGUAGAGACUGCAACAAGCCCUUACAGUCACGUCUAAACUAACAUACAGUAAUGUUAGUGAUGAGAGCUGAGGUGCCUUGAAUUCACAGCGCUGCUUACAUCACCAAACUGACAGGACUCAAAGUUUACUUGUACAGGAAAAUAAUUAAAUGCACUGUAGUAUUAUUAUUAUUAUCAUUAUUAUUAUUUUACAAGGAAUUGAUCUGUGUUCUGGUUUUGCCAGAAUGUCAUGUGUUUACAAUACAGUAUAUUGAUAAAGAGGUCCUCAGUGUGUUCUUAUCCAGCAGUUUGUAAAUGUUGGUGAUGAAGUAUCUUGUAAUACUGUAAAGUAUUUCUUAAAAUAAAUAUUUAACACAGUUGCUAUAUUUUAAGUUUGAAUUAAAUCAAACUGAAAGGUU
Molecule: messenger RNA, 3186 nt
Organism: Notolabrus celidotus (New Zealand spotty)
Lineage: Eukaryota; Metazoa; Chordata; Actinopteri; Labriformes; Labridae
Gene: lipea
Product: lipase, hormone-sensitive a
Exons: 12
Coding region: 358-2490 (710 amino acids)
Biological process (GO): triglyceride catabolic process; cholesterol metabolic process
Cellular component (GO): cytosol
Molecular function (GO): triacylglycerol lipase activity; sterol ester esterase activity
Source: RefSeq, a predicted model, not a curated record